CUCCAAAGAGACUCAGGGAAGUCGUAGGUCCAAUCCGAACCGACAAACGCCAUCGGCUGGAGACAGUUACAGCAGCAACGUUUUUCAACAUUAUAGACCUAGACAUUUACUUUUUUCCAUUGCAACUAGUCUAGCGAGAACUACGAGUAGAACGAACACAACUAUCCACCAAAACAAAAAACCAAAUACCUCCAAAAAUGCUUCUCGCUCCUUCGCGUCCUUUGUUGCUGCAAAUGUGCAGGAGGGCGCGCAACCCCGGUUUUGUAGCCAUGGACGACUUAAGGAUACACGAUUCCCGCAGAGACGUGGCGCUGAAACCACCAUUCUUCAAGCAUCGUCGAGUAUCGAUGCCUUACGUGUGCGAGCGGUUCGACCCGUUGAUACCAGGUGGAAGGAUACGGCUCAUCCUGGAAUACGACUGGGAGGUUGCUCUUGCUGCAGAGGAGGCAGCAAAAAUGCGAGAUGUAUUGAAACGAUUGCUAGGAGGUGAAAUUGUCGGAGAUGGAAAUCAAGCCGAUCAAGAUGAAGAUUCAUUUUCUUCUACCGCUUCCAGCACUAGUACAACAAUUGGGCAGCGGCCUCGUCCAUACAAAUACCUAGUGGAGAUCGAAUCGAGAAAACCUGAACGUCCCCCGGUAAAUACUGCGCCCAUUAUUUCAAGUGCUGUUGGAAGGAGUAUUUCCUCCUACCCAUACAUCCCUGAACCUAGUGCAGCAGGAACUACACCGAUUACACCGAUUGGAGUUCAUUAUAGCCAAGAGAAGGGCAUUGAAAG
This is a messenger RNA of Amoebophrya sp. A25, 775 nucleotides long. NCBI's taxonomy places the organism in Eukaryota, Dinophyceae, Syndiniales, Amoebophryaceae. The record is from the annotation of a GenBank genome assembly.